GGGAACACUUGCUUUGCGAAAACCAACGUACCGCCACCACCAACUCUCGCAUGCUGCCGUUAUUUUUCGGACCGCCUUGCCGAGCUGUUUCUUUUUCUGACAAACAAAAGAAUAGCCGCCUCGCCUCCUCCUCCCCCCGUUCCCUUCUUCUUCCUUCAUCUUCCUCCGCGAACCACAAACACUCUCUCUCUCUGGCUUUUCGUAUUAUCUUUUGAAGAGGAGUUAAGGGAAGGAGAGAGAUGGCGUCGGGGGCGUUUGGAAGGACGACCCAGAAGUGCAAGGCGUGCGAGAAGACGGUAUACUUGGUGGAUCAGCUCACCGCCGACGGCAGGAUCUAUCACAAGGCCUGCUUCCGUUGCCACCACUGCAAGGGAACCCUCAGGCUCAGCAAUUAUAGCUCCAUCGAUGGCGUUCUGUACUGCAAACCCCAUUAUGACCAACUUUUUAAGAUGACUGGCAGCUUAGAUAAAAGUUUUGAAGAUGCUCCGAGAUCUGCUAGGGCGGACCGAUCUAGUGGUCAUGAGAGCAAUGCUAACAGUAGAUUUUCAAGUAUGUUUGUUGGGACACAGGACAAGUGUGUGGUUUGCAAGAAAACUGUUUACCCGAUUGAGAAGGUAGCUGUUGAUGGCACCUCAUGCCACAGACCAUGCUUCAAGUGUAGCCAUGGAGGUUGUGUGAUCAGCCCAUCUAAUUAUGUCGCACAUGAGGGCAAAGUUUACUGCAAGCACCACCACUCUCAGCUCUUCAUGAUUAAGGGAAAUUUCAGUCAGCUUCAAGACAAGCAUGAAAACAUUAAAGUGCCUAUCAAGUAUCCAGUGCCAGAUGACAAUGCAGAGUGUGUUAGUUGACUAUUCUCGUGUGGACAAUAAUUUUGCUACGCACCUUUUGGGUGCCUGUGAAAUGAGACAGCGGUACGAGUUUGACUACAUGCAGCUACUGAGUUUGGUUACCACAUUUUGAUCCUUGGGUUUCUUAUAUCUUGAGAAGCUUCUCUUUAUUGCAUAAUCUUUGAGUUGUGAGAGAUGAAAUAAUAAAUAUGGCAUGUUUUAGCUUCUUUUCCAAUAAGCUGUGUUGUAUUCCAUGGUUGAAGGGGGUGAUGGUUGUGCGUCAGUUAUCUGCUCAAGGAGGGGGCCUUGCAUGUUUCGGGUAUCAAAUAUUACUCUGGUUAAUUUCCUUUUGAUCAGGAAUCAUGUUAUUUGUUCUGGAGAAAGUGUGCUUUGCAAAAUUAUCUGUUCUUCAACAAUUGUUUUUAGUUAAUUUGAUGAUCAUGUUGUGACAGCUUCUUUUAGGCCACGAGCAUAUCUGCAUCAAAUUAUUGGAUUGCUUGUAAACACUCUAAAGCAAUUUGUUGAAUUCAUAAAUCCAAUUUUUGAACA
Messenger RNA from Elaeis guineensis (African oil palm), 1376 nucleotides. Its product is annotated as LIM domain-containing protein WLIM1. The record is from RefSeq and is a predicted model, not a curated record. Lineage: Eukaryota; Viridiplantae; Streptophyta; Magnoliopsida; Arecales; Arecaceae.